Messenger RNA from Trichogramma pretiosum, 1310 nucleotides. RefSeq names its product zinc finger and SCAN domain-containing protein 12-like. Gene Ontology annotation, molecular function: RNA polymerase II cis-regulatory region sequence-specific DNA binding; DNA-binding transcription factor activity. The coding region runs from base 49 to 1131 and encodes 360 amino acids. Gene Ontology annotation, biological process: regulation of transcription by RNA polymerase II. The record is from RefSeq and is a predicted model, not a curated record. Lineage: Eukaryota; Metazoa; Arthropoda; Insecta; Hymenoptera; Trichogrammatidae. The transcript is spliced from 3 exons.
AAAUUAGUAUAGAAAGUUUAGUCGCAAAGGAAAUCCUGAGUGAGCAACAUGGAAUCGGGUGAUACAUUCAACUGUACCGUCAAAGUAAAACAGGAGCGAAGCGAUGUGUCGCUAAAUGAUAAUGAAUAUUAUCAAACAAUUGACAAGGCCCCUGAUGCACAAAACGUUGAAUUUUUCCAAUUUAUGCAUAGAAAUUCAAUCCAAAGGCUUAAACAAGAAUAUGAUGAAACAGCUGAACCUCAUAAAGACAUGGAAAUAAUUUUCGAGUGUAAAGAUGUAAAGCCCGACACGGGUUUAUUAGUACUUGAGAAAAUGGAGGAUUAUUCUGAAAAUCAUUUGCAGAAUAUGAUAUUGAGCGACCAAACUCAAAAAACAAUAAAAGUAGAAAAGAUUGGGGUGUUAAAAGAAGAAUUUUUUGGUGAAGAGGCAGAAAAAUUGACUAUGAAUUCAGACUACAAACUCAGUAAGCAAAAUGAUAAGAGAAGAGUUGAAGAAACAUCAAUUUAUAAACAUAGACUCAAAACACCCAUCGAUCAAGUGAGCAGGAGUAUCUCUUGUGAUACAUGUGGAUUGAAAUUUACAAAACAAAGUCAUCUUAAACGUCACAACGACACAAAACAUAGAGGUAUAAGACAUGCAUGUAAUGAGUGUGGAAACUCAUUCACACAGAGACCUCAUCUUAAAACCCACAUUGAAACGGUGCACAAUGGUGUUACACAUGCAUGUAAUCAAUGCGGAAGAUCAUAUUCAAAAAAAAGUUAUCUCAAAAUCCAUAUCCAUAAGGUGCAUUUAGAUAUCACCUACGUAUGUGAUGUAUGUAAGAAGAAAUUUUCAGAGAAGAAAGCACUUAAAAGACACGCCGAUUCGGCGCACAAUGGUGUUUCACAUGUAUGUGAUGUAUGCGAAAAGAAAUUUUCAGAUAAGAGUAAUCUUAAAAAGCAUGUCGAUUCGAUGCACAAUGGUAUCAUUCAUGCAUGUGAUAAAUGUGAAAAAAAAUAUAAAUAUCAAACUGAUCUCUUAAGGCAUGUUAAUUCGUCGCAUAAUGAUAUCACCUAUUCAUGUAAUAAGUGCGGAAAGUCCUUUACAAGAAAGAGUAAUCUUAAAAUGCACAUCGAUGUUGCGCAUCACUGACCCAUUAUGAUAUUAUAUUAUAAAUGUAAAAAAAGUGUAAAAGAAGUAUGUUCAAUUGUAUCAAGAAACCAUGAUAUACAAUAUGGUAAAUUUGUUGUGAUGACUUAAUUAAUUAAGUUAAUUUAUUAAUUAUAAACCGAAUUCUUAAAAAACCAAUACAUUUUUUUGAAAGAACCGUA